AAUCUAUAAAAAGGGAGGAUCUAGCUCCGAAGCCAGAACGUCCUCCUUUUGAUUUUUUAAAGCCAUUCUUAGGAUGUCUAACAAGUCUGUACAGGUCAUUUUGUUAAACAUCAGCAUCAGGUAAAAGAUGAAAGUGAAAGCAUCUACAGUAAGGAAGGUAAAAGGAGCAUAACACCUGUCUACGAAGAGAUUCUUCUAUGAGUGAUCAGAUCCAAAGGCUAGUUUUUGCCGACUCCACAAGGGCCAGAACUGAGGGACGUGUUCCACGGCAACAGAGCCAGCAUUUUCACAAAGAGUCUUUAGGGCAUCGCUCAUCACCUUCCACAGUCUGCUCUGCUGCCCACAGGAGCAGAAGAUGCCUGGCAUAGUCGCAGUCAUGGACACAGAACCAGAUAACAUCAAGGCAGGGGAAGCAGGAGAGGAGACCACGUCCAUGAUAGCAGAGAAUGAGAGGACCCAGGUGGAACACGGUAAAGAGGAGAACACCAAAGAGGAGCACAGCAAGGAGGAGAGUGACAAGGCGGAGAACAGCAAUGAAAAAAAGGAAAAGAAAAAGCCCUCCAUCAUUAAAAAAAUGAAGAAUGUAAGGAAUUCCAUACGCAGAGGAUCGAAGGAGCUUAACGGCACAGAAGCAGGGACAGCAGCACAGAAUUCUGAUCCUGAGUCGCAAGCGAGGACGUCUCCAACUCCGAGUAUCCGGUCUUUGGAGAUGUCUCCGAGAAGUCCCCUAAGCCCCUCCAGCCCAUCAAGCCCCGUGAAUAUAGAUGUGUCCCAGAGCCAUAAGCGUGGUCACUCAAGAAGUCCCUCAGACUCGGCACGCACAAACAAAGAUACUGAGGACACAAAAGGCAAUUUCCUCUGGAGGAGGUGGUCCACGAGGAAGGAAAAAGACCAAAAACCUGACUUGCACACUCUCAGUGAGAGCAUAAAUGAGGAAAAUGUAGAGCAGGUACAGGAGAAGGAUUCCUAUGAACUCCCAGAGAUUCCAGCCAACCCUCUCUCAGUUAUGCAAAUCAACACCCUAAUCGGGAAUAUGCAGCUUGAGGAUGCUCACCUGAACCUGCUCUCCAUGCGUCUGGAGCUCCAGAAGGAGCUGGAGGAGAAGGGCAAGGAGGACACCCCUGUAGAGCUGGUCAAGAAGGAGAAGGACCUUAACCUCCUGUACAGUGCCUUGCGAGACAAGAUGAAAGUCAUUGUCAAGGACUCCAGCAAUCAGCCUUCCUGUAGCACCGAGCACUUGAUAUGCAUGGUCCAGAUCAUCCAGGAGGAGGAGAAGAGGGAGGGAGAUCCAGGCAGUGCAGGGUGGAAUUGGCGGGACACCUGGAAAGAGGCGGUGCGGGAGGGGGUGCGGGAUAAAAUCAAGAGUGUACCCCUGGACACCAAAGAGCAGAACACAUCUUGGCUGGCAGUACACCUGGGCCUUCUACGCAAAACCACCAUGGAGGACUUGGAAAAUGUUAAAAAUCACCUGAAGGCCUCCUACCCCCCCAGUUUUAAUGUGUUGAACACCUAUGUGGAGAGCUACCACGAGAGCAUUGCCCAGCAUCUCAAAGACAUCCCGCAGAAGGAUCUUGAGGCAAAGGAUUGCUAUGCCCUCUUGAACUGGAUUGUGAACUAUUACAAAAGCGAGGAGAUGAUGGGUAGUCCAACCCUCCAGCCAGACAUAAACACUGACAGCAUUUCCCUCCCGCUAGAGGACGACUUCCUGGACCAACUCAAGAAGACCUAUUGUCUCCUGAUAAAGGAUGACAUGAAAACAAUUAUGGGUAACGUCAUAAAGCUUCAGUCAGAGGACGGCUGGAUUCCAGAGACAGAUCCAGAAUUGGAAGAGGGCUUCUAUCACUCCGAAAUCCACAUGGACAUUUUGACGGCUGUGAAGUCCUACUGCAAAAACUCCAGGACAAUAGACGAAGACCUGGAGACCCGAGCUGCGUGUAUAUGUCUGGAGCAGCUCCAGGGUUUCCUUCAGCAGUUCAAGGCAGAAUUCCUUCAGUGGUGCAACACCCAGGGCGACGCGUCUCUGGGAGACAAAUAUCGGAUCGCCUACAUCAACAGCUUCAUGGCUCUGAAAGCACACCUGGAGGAGUACAGAAAGAGCAGUCCGCAGGAGGUGGAGCAGAUGGGCGAGAAGCUAGAUGGUGCGGUCCACAGUCUCAGCCAGACGAUCAUCGCUCGAUUUCAUGGCGAGGUCAAGCCCUUCUUCAGGGGAAUGAUGACAAGGAAGUGGCUCUCCAGCGAUGAGGAUUUCCGGCACAUAGUGAGGAGGACGGAGGACCUGUCCCGGCUCAGCAGCAGAAUGAAGCCUCCUUAUGUGCAGACCUUCGGGAGCAAGGUGCACUACCUUGUGGUGAAGGAGUAUGUCUCCCAGCUGAUGAAGAACAACUACAGCUGCAAGAACAGAAAAAAUGUGAGGGCUGCAGAAAAGAUGAGAAAUGAAUGGAGAGACCUGAAGGAUGUCUUUGCAGAGCUGAACUCUAGUGCCACUUGGCUUCACCCCCUUGGGGAGCAUCUAUGCAGGAUCAUUGGAGAGACGAAUAAGAGGGAGAUCAAGAAUGGUCUGCAACCUCUUGUGAAUGACUAUCCUGACAUCAGCCAGAAACACCUUUCGGCCGUGCUCUAUUUCCGGGGCAUGGCGCGGGGCCGGGAGCGGCAGCUCAUACUACGUCGCCUUGGUGAGCUGAAGAGGACUGCGGGGUACGCAGGAGGCAUGAGAGGCCAGACGCUGUUCGGCGACAUCCAGGUGGCCACCAACACAGACUGCCUGGCCAACAUGCCGCUGUUCUGCUUGGGUCGGCUCCUGCCCGACAGCUAGCUGAGACUUUUUUUUUUUUUAUGGUAAAUGGUAAAGAAAAUGUGAUUCCACAUCCACUCUCUGGGGCAGUCUAAAUAAUCCCGAUGGCUGGGGGGAAGGUGCCACACCAAAAAUAGGCUCUCGCUGAGAUCCGGUUUACGUCUGAUACGACAUUCCCCGGAGUCACGUUCAGCGCUUUGUCCUGGACUGUAGAUUGGAAUAGAACUGUGAAUCUGCCACGCUAAAGUCUAUCAUUAAAUCCCUUUUCUGGGAAAAUGGCAAAAGGGGUGGGGAGCAGAAAUAAAUAAUAAAACCUUUGGCUUUGCAGUCCUCGGCUUCUGAAGCUGUUCAAACUCUUGCCAUGCAAUGCCAAGAUGUCCAAGCAGGCGUGUGUUUUACAGAGGGAGGAUUUAAAGAAUAGAAGGGAACUCUAUUAUACUCCAAGUACGGCUACAAUGGAUUAUACGGUAACUGAGAUCCAAAAAAACUAGGAUUCUUCUCAACACAACUCACAGACACACAUACACACACACUUACAUGUAUGUAUUUAUGCUGAAUAAUAUACUACAUGGCAAGUUAUUCAAGAGUAUGAAGGCAUUUCUCCCUUUAACCUUUGGAAACACUAAAUUUUGGUCACAACUGAGUAAACAUUACAGUAUCAUUUCAACUAUUGCUGUUGCUAGAAGGAUUUUCCUGACCUUAUAACAACCCCUGGCACAGCAAGCAAGACCAUCACAUCAAGUUGGCAGUCUCUGCUACAGGCAAUGAGUUUGUAUCUAACUAAAUAAUGAACAAAGUGCCUAGACACUGCUCAGAGCACCUGGAGCUGGCAGGAAGGAUAUGGUGUUUUCAAGUUGUGCAGAAGCAGAAAAUGCAAAUGUACGUGAUAUUAUUGUCAUGCAGUUAAACUUCUUUGUAAACAUGAAUAUAUGCCUUAGAAAAAUAUCAUGUAGACCAGGUUGUGGAACAUUUCUAUUAGUGAAUUAAAUUAAACCAUUUGUUUUUUUUGAGACAUAUGCAUACCUUAGGAAUGAAUGAGUUUUGCUGUCUUCAUUUUGCCCAAGGAUUCUGCUGUACAUAAACUGUGGUUGCACCUCCUAUACCAGUUCCUCUCCUAUAGAAGCUCAAAGUUAUGUAACAUUUUGACAUCAUUUGUUUUCACAUUAACAGAAUAAAUAAGUAUUUUUUGGUCGUUGGUUGGCAUGGUGGUGCAGCGGCUGUGGC
Molecule: messenger RNA, 4015 nt
Organism: Scleropages formosus (Asian bonytongue)
Lineage: Eukaryota; Metazoa; Chordata; Actinopteri; Osteoglossiformes; Osteoglossidae
Gene: exoc3l4
Product: exocyst complex component 3-like 4
Exons: 14
Coding region: 356-2812 (818 amino acids)
Biological process (GO): exocytosis; exocyst localization
Cellular component (GO): exocyst
Molecular function (GO): SNARE binding
Source: RefSeq, a predicted model, not a curated record